AUGGAUCCCAUAAACUCAACUGAACAAAAUUACACAUCAGAAGAACUAUUUAAAACAGUGACAUCAAAGAUUCUUGUUUCAUUUACUCUUUCUGUGCUGGCAUUAAUGACAACGGCCAUCAAUUCUCUAGUGAUGACUGCAAUAAUUGUGACAAAGAAGCUCCAUCACCCUGCCAACUAUUUAAUCUGCUCCCUUGCAGUGACUGAUUUUCUAGUUGCAGUCCUAGUGAUGCCCUUCAGCAUUAUGUAUAUUAUGAAGGAGACUUGGAUCAUGGGACAAAUAAUGUGUGACGUUUGGCUGAGCGUUGACAUUAUGUGCUGUACCUGUUCUAUCUUGCAUCUCUCUGCUAUUGCUUUGGAUCGGUACCGAGCAAUCACAGAUGCUGUGGAGUAUGCUAGGAAACGAACACCAAAACACGCAGGCAUCAUGAUUGCAGUGGUGUGGAUCAUAUCCAUUUUUAUCUCCAUGCCUCCUUUGUUCUGGCGACACCAGACAACCAGCAAGGAUGAUGAAUGCAUCAUCAAACACGACCACAUAGCUUUCACUAUUUACUGCACAUUUGGAGCCUUUUACAUCCCACUGGCAUUGAUUCUGAUCCUUUAUUAUAAAAUCUACAAAGCAGCAAAGACAUUUCACAGAAGGAGCGUAAGCCGCAUUGUAAGAGAGGAAGUAAAUGGACAAGUCCUCUUGGAACCGGGUGAGAGAAGCACCAAAUUGGCUUUGACGCACUACACAACAGAUAAAACAUCUGAUCCCUCAGCAGACUUGGAUAAAAUCCAUAUCACAUUGCGAAGCCCUAAGUCAGAGUCCAAGCAAGAGAAAACCUGGAAAAAACAAAGAAUCUCUAGCACGAGAGAACGAAAGGCAGCAACUACCCUGGGCUUGAUUUUGGGCGCAUUUGUGAUCUGCUGGCUCCCAUUUUUUGUAAAGGAAGUUGUUGUUAACACCUGUGAAAGAUGUCACAUUUCAGAAGAAAUGUCCAAUUUCCUCACAUGGCUGGGAUACAUCAAUUCUCUUAUUAACCCACUAAUCUAUACAAUCUUUAAUGAAGACUUCAAGAAAGCAUUUCAGAAGCUUGUGCAAUGCAAGCAAUGA
Molecule: messenger RNA, 1095 nt
Organism: Emys orbicularis (European pond turtle)
Lineage: Eukaryota; Metazoa; Chordata; Testudines; Emydidae
Gene: HTR1F
Product: 5-hydroxytryptamine receptor 1F
Exons: 1
Coding region: 1-1095 (364 amino acids)
Biological process (GO): chemical synaptic transmission; G protein-coupled receptor signaling pathway, coupled to cyclic nucleotide second messenger; adenylate cyclase-inhibiting serotonin receptor signaling pathway
Cellular component (GO): plasma membrane; dendrite
Molecular function (GO): G protein-coupled serotonin receptor activity; neurotransmitter receptor activity
Source: RefSeq, a predicted model, not a curated record